This is a messenger RNA of Dibothriocephalus latus, 639 nucleotides long. NCBI's taxonomy places the organism in Eukaryota, Metazoa, Platyhelminthes, Cestoda, Diphyllobothriidea, Diphyllobothriidae. The record is from the annotation of a GenBank genome assembly.
AUGUCAGAUGCUGGCACGGAUCCCGCUGUUGGAACCGGUGUCUGUCGAUUAUCGGACCAGGGAUCCCACCAAUGCACUUUGAGCUCGCGUCCAUUAGCCGCAUGGAAAGACUAUGCUCCCGUUCGAUCAAAUCGGCGGCGGUCUCAGCGCUCGUCCAAUGCUGCUGCUCCGAAGCCUCCUGCUGUUCGUCUGCCCCCUCUCGUCAUUCAACCCCCAGCUCCGUUACAAACUCGACCUAGGCGUUCGUCUCCGAGCACUUUACGGAAACCGGCCACAGUUGACCACACUCAGCCUCGCAUCCUUCUGCGCAUAAACCUCCGCAAGACUGCCUCCGCUGUCCUCGGUCGUUCCUCUUCCACCUCCUCGCUGGCCUCUCUGGGUACUAAAUCUGUGGAGAAUGAAGGACGCUUGUGCGUGAUUCUAGACUUCUCUUUUUCUCCUUGCACCGAUCUAGUUUGUCUUCGGAAUCCCGACGCGGAACGUCCAAAUGCCGUGGAGGCCUUCGGCGUUCCACCUCAUCCAGACGAGCCAACGAACAAUCUUCCGUCGAGCGUCAUGGCAACCACGAUCACCAUCACCAUCAUCAUCAUAACCACCAACAGGCCCAGCACCACCGCAGUCGCAGCCACCUUGCCUCCU